GAGUGACUACGUGACUUUCCGAUCUUCCGCUCAACCCCAACCUUGAACUUGGGUUAGGACUUAUGACUAUCUUCCAGGGUAUCCAUUUUUAUCUUCAUCCCGAAAUCCUGCCAGAGGUUCAAAACACCUUACGCCAGUCUAUAGCAGAACUCGGAGGGCAGGUCGACGGGAAUGUACCGGAUAGAGGAUACGUUUUAGCAGACUUGCACAAUCCGGAAUCGCAGCGAGCCUUCCAGCUUUUCUCAGCGGAAAGAUGGGUCGUACCGUUAACUUUCGUGGAAGCAUGCAAAACCGCAGGAGCCCAUAUCGCACCUAUUUUCCUCGAGUCAGAAGGGAGACCAAUGCCUAUUCACGUUCAUGAAAGCAUUGCAAAUGUAAAAUUCAGAGAAGCUUUGUACGAGAAGAUUCUGUACUGUGCUGGUUUUCCCUAUGCAUCGCUCGAAUCUGCACGCGUUAUCAUCGCCGAUUCGAAGACGGAUGUUUUCAAUGCUUUGGUGAAACAUUACCAGCUCACUCCCCACAAAUACAUCGAGUCUUUGGAAUGGGUGGAUAGAUGUAUCGAACGACAAGGAGUCUCCUUCACCCCUCAUGUAUUUAAAAAUCCAGGUGGAAGAAGAGCGGGAGAAGAACGUACGCAGUUCACUGAAGAAGACGAACAAAAAUUGUGCGAAUGGAUUGCUGCAAAGAUUCCGUUCAAAUCCACCGGUGGAAGAACCGGAAAUAAAUUAUAUCAGCAACUAUGCGAAAUGAGUAACCAUCCUGAAUAUUCCUGGGUUACCCGUCAUACCUGGCAAUCAUGGCGAGAACGGUACAAGAAGAACGCAGGUCGCCUUGACAAGAUUGUUGACAAGAUUGUGUCAACUACGAAACCCAACCAGGGUGAGAAAUGGCAAUAUGGCUACGUCCGCCAAGACGACGAUAAACCCAAAAAGAAGCGGAAGCGUCUUUCCAAACAUGAGGAUGGACAAGAAUUUGUUGUCGGCUCAAGCAGCGCCGGACAGGAAUCUGUUCAUGCAGAUCCACACGUUGCUGCUAAUUCCUCGCUAGGUCAGCUUGCUGGUAUACUACGGCUAGCACCUCCUGGCAAUAGAGAAGACGAAUGGAGAAUCAGAGAUGGUCAUGACCCGCCUCCCGCUUGGGCAAAAUCGAGAGGCUCAAAUGAACUCGAGGAGGGUCCCAAUGUGCAGUGCGCAAAAUCUGAGGAACCACCCACAAUAACGGACGAUACCUUGCAGCUUGCAAUCACGGUCGCCGUUGCUGGUCAUGUUCUUGAACAGGAAUUAUCCGAGAUUGCGCUGCAGACUCGCUUUACGGUGGAAGAGGUCCGAGAGUAUUACGACAAGUACGGUGGAGACCUCGAACGAACCAGCAGACGGCUCCAAAAAAUGAGAGAGCACUUAAAUGCUCUUCCUGACGAUGACUAACCAGACCACAUAAAACCCUUUGUAUUUUUGUACCUUGGAAUCUUAUUCGAUAUAGUGGGAUAACCAACUCAGUGACCACACUGAACGUACUACAUAUCCGGAUCGAACUCGGUGAAUAGUUUAUGGUCUGCCGCACGCGUAGGAGCAGACGGACUAUCAAACAC
Molecule: messenger RNA, 1588 nt
Organism: Lentinula edodes (shiitake mushroom)
Lineage: Eukaryota; Fungi; Basidiomycota; Agaricomycetes; Agaricales; Omphalotaceae
Exons: 7
Coding region: 63-1424 (453 amino acids)
Biological process (GO): regulation of DNA-templated transcription; telomere maintenance via telomere lengthening
Cellular component (GO): shelterin complex
Molecular function (GO): telomeric repeat DNA binding
Source: RefSeq, a predicted model, not a curated record